AUGUCUGACGCUGGAUCUGAAACCGCUUCCAACCCCCCCGCUGUCGAGGUCGAAGGUGCCGAGGUUGAGGUAGCCGAGAAAUCCGGUCCUCUUUCUGUCGAGGACGCUCUUCAACAAGUCAUCAAAACUGCUUUAGUUCACGAUGGUCUUGCCAGAGGCUUGAGAGAAUGUGCCAAAGCUCUUGACAAACGAGAGGCUCACUUGUGUGUCCUCGUCGAGACCGUCACUGAGGCCGAAUACCUCAAACUCAUUGAGGCUCUUUGUGCCGAGCACUCCAUCCAACUCAUCAAGGUCUCUGACGCCAAGGUCCUUGGUCAAUGGGCUGGUCUUGCCAAGAUCGACCGAGAGGGUAAACCCCGAAAGGUCGUUGGAUGCUCUUGUGUAGUUAUCACCAACUACGGACAAGACUCCCCCGCUCUCCAAGUCCUCCUCGAGUGUGAGUAA
Messenger RNA from Kwoniella shivajii, 444 nucleotides. RefSeq lists its product as uncharacterized. The coding region runs from base 1 to 444 and encodes 147 amino acids. The record is from RefSeq and is a predicted model, not a curated record. Gene Ontology annotation, molecular function: structural constituent of ribosome. Gene Ontology annotation, cellular component: cytosolic small ribosomal subunit; ribosome. Gene Ontology annotation, biological process: translation. NCBI's taxonomy places the organism in Eukaryota, Fungi, Basidiomycota, Tremellomycetes, Tremellales, Cryptococcaceae. The transcript has 2 exons.